AUGGCCCCGAAGCUGCUGUUGCUCCUCUGCCUGUUUUCGGGCUUGCACGCACGAUCCAGAAAGGUGGAAGAGGAUGAAUAUGAAGAUUCUUCAUCAAACCAAAAGUGGGUCUUGGCUCCAAAAUCCCAAGAUACAGAUGUGACUCUUAUUCUCAACAAGUUGCUAAGAGAAUAUGAUAAGAAGCUGAGGCCUGAUAUUGGAAUAAAACCUACCGUAAUUGAUGUUGACAUCUAUGUUAACAGCAUUGGUCCUGUGUCAUCAAUAAACAUGGAAUACCAAAUUGAUAUAUUUUUUGCCCAGACCUGGACCGACAGUCGCCUUCGGUUCAACAGCACAAUGAAAAUACUUACUCUGAACAGCAACAUGGUGGGGUUAAUAUGGAUUCCAGAUACGAUAUUCCGCAAUUCCAAAACUGCAGAGGCUCACUGGAUCACCACCCCCAAUCAGCUCCUCAGAAUUUGGAAUGAUGGGAAAAUCCUUUACACUUUAAGGCUCACCAUAAAUGCAGAAUGCCAGCUGCAGCUGCACAACUUCCCCAUGGAUGAGCACUCCUGCCCGCUGAUAUUCUCCAGCUAUGGCUACCCCAAAGAAGAAAUGAUUUAUAGAUGGAGAAAAAAUUCGGUUGAGGCAGCUGAUCAGAAAUCCUGGCGGCUUUAUCAGUUUGACUUCAUGGGCCUCAGAAACACCACAGAAAUUGUGAAAACAUCUGCAGGUGAUUAUGUUGUCAUGACUAUAUAUUUUGAAUUGAGUCGAAGAAUGGGAUACUUCACUAUUCAAACAUACAUUCCUUGUAUACUGACUGUGGUUUUAUCCUGGGUAUCAUUUUGGAUCAAAAAAGAUGCUACACCAGCAAGAACAGCAUUAGGCAUAACCACAGUGCUGACCAUGACCACACUCAGCACCAUAGCCAGGAAGUCCUUGCCUCGUGUUUCCUAUGUGACAGCCAUGGACCUCUUCGUGACCGUUUGCUUCUUAUUUGUCUUUGCUGCUUUGAUGGAGUAUGCUACCCUCAACUACUAUUCCAGUUGUAGAAAACCAGCUACCACUAAGAAAAAGACAUCGUUACUAUAUCCAGAUUCCUCAAGAUGGAUUCAAGAAGGCAUAAACCUACAAGCCCCCUCCAACUAUUCUCUCCUUGAUAUGAGUCCACCAGAACCGGCAAUGGUUACCUUAAACAAUUCCAUGUACUGGCAGGAAUUUGAAGAUACCUGUGUCUAUGAGUGUCUGGAUGGCAAAGACUGUCAGAGCUUCUUCUGCUGCUAUGAAGAAUGCAAAUCAGGAUCUUGGAGAAAAGGGCGUAUUCACAUAGAUAUUUUGGAACUGGACUCAUAUUCUCGGGUCUUUUUCCCUACAUCGUUCCUGCUCUUCAACUUGGUCUAUUGGGUGGGAUACCUAUAUCUCUAA
Messenger RNA from Eubalaena glacialis (North Atlantic right whale), 1404 nucleotides. RefSeq names its product gamma-aminobutyric acid type A receptor subunit gamma3 (gene GABRG3). The coding region runs from base 1 to 1404 and encodes 467 amino acids. Gene Ontology annotation, cellular component: neuron projection; postsynapse; dendrite membrane. Gene Ontology annotation, molecular function: GABA-A receptor activity; benzodiazepine receptor activity; transmitter-gated monoatomic ion channel activity involved in regulation of postsynaptic membrane potential. The transcript is spliced from 10 exons. Lineage: Eukaryota; Metazoa; Chordata; Mammalia; Artiodactyla; Balaenidae. The record is from RefSeq and is a predicted model, not a curated record. Gene Ontology annotation, biological process: chloride transport; monoatomic ion transmembrane transport; signal transduction.